Messenger RNA from Gongylonema pulchrum, 303 nucleotides. The record is from the annotation of a GenBank genome assembly. NCBI's taxonomy places the organism in Eukaryota, Metazoa, Nematoda, Chromadorea, Rhabditida, Gongylonematidae.
AUGGUUUGGCCGUUCAGCAGCAGCAGCAGCUCAUCGGAUUCGGCUUCACAGGCCACCACACCGCUGCAGCAGUCCACAUCGAUGACCGAUAUGACGGAUGCAGCAAUGCCUGGCAUCGAUUUCAGUAGUACUGGUGGUGCUGCUAGUACGAUGGGCACGGAUACAGCUAGCAAAAUCGGCUUCGAUAAAUACCCAGUUUUUGCGCUGGAUCAGCUGAAGCAUGCUGGUGUACCGUUUGAGAAACAGCUUUCACCAUAUCUCCAGAUGGACCCCUCAGUAUUUCGUGAAUCGACACCACAGUAA